GCUCCGGGGCAGGGCCUGGCAAGGGUUAGGCGUUGGGGGGGGGAAACCACGUCCUUCCCCUGGGAGGCCCUGCCCUGGAGCUUCCUCUGUGUUCUCGGUCGCGAUGGAGUUGGGGGCGGUGGCGAAGAGCCGCCCGCCCGAAGUCCGGAGCUGGCACCCAGGGCUAGACAUUGCCAUCUAGCGGUGUGCACAGGCCUGGGCAGCGGCUGCUUGCCUCCCCAGAUCUCCGGUGGGCCUGGAUCGCAGAGAAACGCCCCAGAGAGGGUUGCUGUCAGAAUGUCUGCGGGGGAAACCCGAGGGGUCGAGAAAGAGGGUGGGGAGGACGCGCGAGACACCAUGCCUCACCCCUUGUGCUGCUGUCAGCUUCCCCUAGCAGACCCAGAGGGGAACUAAACCACCUGUCACCUCCUUGGAGACAAGAUGUCCCCCGCGGAGAUAAGAGGCCUCUUCUCUUCUGGGAAAGCUAAGUGGGGGAGCCGGAAGGGAGUGGGUGGGGACCCUUAGUUCUUUGGUUUUGAGCAGUGGACAGCAGAGGCAGGAAAUCAACCUGAGACAGGUUGAGGUUGAGAAGGUGGCUCCUGGGUUCUAAUCCUGCCCCCCCUUACACACCGGAUGACUUUGGGCAAGUUAAUUAAUAUUAUCCUCAUCUGUAAGAAGAUACUUACAUCAGUGAGAUGGGGAUACUAAUAGUACCUGCCUUAUUAGGCUUCUGUAAGGAUUAAACCAGAUAAUCUCUAUUAAAAAGCUCAGAGGGAUUCCUGACUCCUAGUUAACAAUAAACAAGGGCUAUUAUGUUUUUCAUAUUUGGCACCUCCAGCCCCAUUCCCAUCUCACUGGCCUGUGUCCUGGCCCCGGGAGGCUAACGGGGCUUUCCUUGGUGCUGGCGGACAGAUCCUUCCUGCCCACCCUGCCCCUGUUUGCACCUGCCUCGGGAGGGCAGCCUCUUCAUUCUGGGUGCUUCUGCUCUCCCAGCUCAGAGGGUGACAACUGAAGCUCUCAAAGCUGAAAGGGGGCUGUCAGAGACCCCAGAGAGGGUGGUAUUUAGUCUUUGCCCUUGACUCAUGUGUGACCUUGGAGAUGGCAACACCCUUGUUGAGCCUCCCCUCCUGAGAACCAAGGAUUUGGACAGGCGAACGUGAACUGCCAGGCCAGGAGGCUGGGGCUGUGUCUGCAGAGACGCUGGCCGCCCACCGCCGCUAACCAAAAUGGCGAACUUCACACCAGUCAACGGCAGCGCCGGCAACCAGUCUGUACGCUUGGUCACCUCAACGCAUAACCGCUACGAGACAGUGGAGAUGAUAUUCAUUGCCACGGUGACGGGCUCGUUGAGUCUGGUGACUGUCGUGGGCAACAUCCUGGUGAUGCUCUCCAUCAAGGUCAACAGGCAGCUGCAGACAGUCAACAACUACUUCCUCUUCAGCCUGGCGUGCGCCGAUCUCAUCAUUGGCGCUUUCUCCAUGAACCUCUACACCGUGUACAUCAUCAAGGGCUACUGGCCUCUGGGCGCCGUGGUCUGUGACCUGUGGCUGGCCCUGGACUAUGUGGUGAGCAAUGCUUCCGUCAUGAACCUUCUCAUUAUCAGCUUCGACCGGUACUUCUGCGUCACCAAGCCCCUCACCUACCCGGCCCGGCGCACGACCAAGAUGGCGGGCCUCAUGAUCGCCGCCGCCUGGGUCCUGUCCUUCGUGCUCUGGGCACCUGCCAUCUUGUUCUGGCAGUUCGUGGUGGGCAAGCGGACGGUGCCGGACAACCAGUGCUUCAUCCAGUUCCUGUCCAACCCGGCGGUGACCUUCGGCACCGCCAUCGCCGCCUUCUACCUGCCCGUGGUCAUCAUGACGGUGCUCUACAUCCACAUCUCCCUGGCCAGUCGCAGCCGAGUUCACAAGCACCGGCCCGAGGGCCCCAAGGAGAAGAAAGCCAAGACUCUGGCCUUCCUCAAGAGCCCCCUGAUGAAGCAGAGCAUCAAGAAAGCCCCGCCCGGGGACCCGGCUCCCGAGGAGCUGCGCAACGGGAAGCUGGAGGAGGCCCCUCCCCCGGUCCUGCCGCCCCCGCCGCGCCCCGUGGCCGACAAGGACACUUCCAACGAGUCCAGCUCCGGCAGCGCCACACACCACACCAAGGAACGGCCGCCCACGGAGCUGUCGACCACGGAGGCCACCACGCCCGCCAUGCCUGCCCCUCCCCUCCAGCCGCGGGCCCUCAACCCCGCCUCCAAAUGGUCCAAGAUCCAGAUCGUGACGAAGCAGACUGGCAAUGAGUGUGUGACGGCCAUCGAGAUCGUCCCGGCCACGCCCGCCGGCAUGCGCCCGGCGGCCAACGUGGCCCGCAAGUUCGCCAGCAUCGCCCGCAACCAGGUGCGCAAGAAGCGGCAGAUGGCGGCCCGGGAGCGCAAGGUGACGCGGACCAUCUUUGCCAUUCUGCUGGCCUUCAUCCUCACCUGGACGCCCUACAACGUCAUGGUCCUGGUGAACACCUUCUGCCGGAGCUGCAUCCCCGACACGGUGUGGUCCAUCGGCUACUGGCUCUGCUACGUCAACAGCACCAUCAACCCCGCCUGCUACGCCCUCUGCAAUGCCACCUUUAAAAAGACCUUCAGGCACCUGCUGCUGUGCCAGUAUCGGAACCUCGGCACCGCCAGGUAGGCAGGCAGGGGUGCCGAAGGAGGUGCUGGCGGUCACGUGUGCGCGCUGAGCCACGUGGGCGGUCACGUGGGUGGUCUCUCACGUGGCUGCCGGGGAGCGCUCUGGAAGCGUCCCUCCGUGUUCCUGUUCCCCGACGAGAACUGAGGUGCCCAAGACCCCUGUGAGGCUCAGGAAGAAGCUCUGGCAGGAUUCAGAGAGACCAGAUCUCGGCUCAGGCUGGGGAGGGUCGGCCCCAGAAGCGUCUGAACCAGGACUGUCCGGCCUGCCUCAGGGAGCUGGAGGCACUGGCUUUCUGGGGCACUGCCCCACUGUGACCAGCCAGCAUGGCUGGAAGAAUGGACAUCUGGAGGGGACCAGAAGCCCGAGAUCCCCUUGGGA
Zalophus californianus (California sea lion) is the source of this 3020-nucleotide messenger RNA. RefSeq names its product cholinergic receptor muscarinic 4 (gene CHRM4). Gene Ontology annotation, molecular function: G protein-coupled serotonin receptor activity; G protein-coupled acetylcholine receptor activity. Gene Ontology annotation, cellular component: synapse; plasma membrane; dendrite. Gene Ontology annotation, biological process: regulation of locomotion; chemical synaptic transmission; G protein-coupled receptor signaling pathway, coupled to cyclic nucleotide second messenger. The transcript is spliced from 2 exons. The record is from RefSeq and is a predicted model, not a curated record. Lineage: Eukaryota; Metazoa; Chordata; Mammalia; Carnivora; Otariidae. The coding region runs from base 1206 to 2642 and encodes 478 amino acids.